Molecule: messenger RNA, 1449 nt
Organism: Rangifer tarandus platyrhynchus (Svalbard reindeer)
Lineage: Eukaryota; Metazoa; Chordata; Mammalia; Artiodactyla; Cervidae
Source: the annotation of a GenBank genome assembly
AUGAGUGAAAUUCCUAAGGACUGCUUGAAGACCAUUCUUUUGGAGUUAGAAUGUCACUUCACAUGGAAUUUACUUAAGGAAGACAUUGAUCUGUUUGAUGUAGAAGAUACUAUUGGGCAACAGCUUGAAUUUCUCACCACAAAAUCCAGACUCACUCUUUAUAACCUAUUGGCAUAUGUGAAACACCUAAAGGGCCAAAAUGAAGAUGCUCUAGAGUGCUUGAAACAAGCAGAAGAAAUUAUACAGCGAGAACACUCAGACAAAGAAGAAGUACGAAGUCUGGUUACUUGGGGAAACUAUGCUUGGGUUUAUUAUUGCAUGGGUCAGCUUAAAGAAGCUCAGAAGUACAUAGACAAGAUAGGGAACGUCUGCAAGAAGUUGUCCAGUCCUUCUAACUACAAGUUGGAGUGUCCAGAGAUUGACUGUGAGAAAGGGUGGGCACUCCUGAAAUUUGGAGGAAAGUAUUACCAAAAGGCUAAAGCCGCUUUUGAGAAGGCUCUGGAAGCAGAACCAGACAAUCCAGAAUUUAACAUCGGCUAUGCCAUCACAGUGUAUCGGCUGGAUGAUUCCGACAGAGAAGGGUCUAUAAAGAGCUUUUCUCUGGGCCCCCUGAGGAAAGCUGUCACCCUGAACCCAGAUAAUUCCUACAUUAAGGUUUUUCUCGCACUGAAGCUUCAAGAUGUGCAUGCAGAAGCUGAGGGGGAAAAGUAUAUUGAAGAAAUCCUGGACCAGAUAUCAGCCCAACCUUAUGUCCUUCGUUAUGCAGCCAAAUUCUAUAGGAGAAAAAAUUCCUGGGACAAAGCUCUAGAACUUUUGAAAAAGGCCUUGGAGGUGACACCAACCUCUUCUUUCUUGCAUCACCAAAUGGGACUUUGCUAUAGGGCACAAAUGAUCCAAAUCAAGAAGGCCACUCGCAACAGACCUAAAGGAAAGGAUAAACUGAAAGUUGAUGAGCUGAUUACCUCGGCUAUAUCUCAUUUCAAAGCAGCUGUGGAGCGAGACUCUAUGUUUGCAUUUGCCUACACAGACCUGGCCAACAUGUAUGCUGAGGGAGGCCAGUAUAGCAAUGCUGAAGACAUUUUUCAGAAAGCUCUUCGUCUGGAGAACAUAACUGAUGAUCACAAACAUCAGAUCCACUACCACUAUGGCCGCUUUCAGGAAUUUCACCGUAAAUCAGAAAAUACUGCCAUCCACCAUUAUUUAGAAGCCUUAAAGGUCAAAGACAGGUCAUCUCUGCGUCCUAAACUGACAAGUGCUGUGAAGAAAUUGGCAACUAAGAGACUUGGGUACAAUGCUUCAGAUCUGCAGAGUUUAAGUGCCCUAGGGUUUGUUUACAAGCUAGAGGGAGAAAAGAGGCAAGCAGCUGAGUACUAUGAAAGGGCCCAAAAGAUAGAUCCAGAAAAUGAAGAAUUUCUUACUGCUCUCUGUGAGCUUCGACUUUCCAUUUAA